Galeopterus variegatus (Sunda flying lemur) is the source of this 604-nucleotide messenger RNA. It is a transcript of the gene PLA2G10, whose product is annotated as phospholipase A2, group X. The coding region runs from base 43 to 489 and encodes 148 amino acids. The record is from RefSeq and is a predicted model, not a curated record. Lineage: Eukaryota; Metazoa; Chordata; Mammalia; Dermoptera; Cynocephalidae. Gene Ontology annotation, molecular function: calcium ion binding; phospholipid binding. The transcript is spliced from 5 exons. Gene Ontology annotation, biological process: arachidonate secretion; phospholipid metabolic process; lipid catabolic process.
CCCACACCUGCCUCCAUCAGAUGUGCCCUGUGCCCGCCAGUAAUGUUGCUGCUGCUUCUGCUGCUGCUGCUGCUGGAACCUGGACCCAGAUCCAGCGCAGCCUCUAGGAGGUCACAUGUGCACCGACGUGGGAUCCUGGAACUGGCAGGGACUGUGAAUUGUGUUGGGGCCCGAAACCCCUUGGCCUAUGUGGACUAUGGCUGCUACUGUGGCCUGGGUGGCCGUGGCAAGCCCAAGGAUGCCACUGACUGGUGCUGCUUUCACCACGACUGCUGUUACACUCGUGCCGAGGAGGCUGGCUGCAGGCCCAAGUUGAAUCCCUACCCCUGGCGGUGCAUCAGUAAGCGCGUUGUGUGCGGGUCAUCUGGAAGAGACUUGGAGAAAGGAGGCAGAGUAAUGCAGGACCAACAGAGAACGAAUGCCAAGAACUUUUGUGCAAGUGUGACCAGGAGGUUGCUCACUGCUUUGCUGAAACUCAGUACAACUUAAAGUACCUCUUCUACCCCCAGUUUUUAUGUGAGCAGGACUCACCCAAGUGUGACUGACCAACCUGGCUUGAAAUGUUCUUUUGUGCAAGGAAAUAAAGCUCAUUUUCAUUAAUGAA